Cooperia oncophora is the source of this 381-nucleotide messenger RNA. Lineage: Eukaryota; Metazoa; Nematoda; Chromadorea; Rhabditida; Trichostrongylidae. The record is from the annotation of a GenBank genome assembly.
AUGGAUCCAAAAGCUGUACGGCCGGAUCGAGAUCUGACAGGGAAGCAAAAAGUGCCUAGGAUAAGGAAAAAGCCAAUCGAUGAAGAACUAUUAAGUCAUGUGCUUCGACUUCACGGAGAUGACUGGUCAAGAAAGCUGAACAAUGAUACGCGGAUAUUGUUAUUACAGUUGAUGAACAUCGAGGCAAAGUACGAUGGAAUUAAACGUGGAAAUAUUAAGGUUGUAAAAGGCGAUAAUAACAUGAGCAACGCCUCCUCACAACAAACGAAAGAUCCAAGGGCGAUUUCUCUCAAGGAAAUGUUCGAGCAGAAGCCGUCCAUGGACGGAAGGCGCACAGAGGUACACUUUGUCUCUCCUUGGUUCAGUUACUUCCACGAUUAG